AUGCCCUAUAAGAAAAAGCCGAAAAUAGAAAGGGAAAAAAUACGGCACGAUAAAAAGGUAAUUAGGCUUGCGGUGUACGUAUUCGGAUCAUCAGCCCUGAAAUGUUUGAUAAUCGCAUCGUUAUUUUUUUCCAGCUCGGGUGACGUACUAGUCAAGUGUGUGUGCUUUCGAAGCCAGAGGAAGUCCUCAAAGCCUUACGACGUUCAUCUGAGGCUCAAAUCCUGUGGUUCAGUGGCAUUGUCAAAGUGCCAGUGUGCUGCUGGCACGAGUGGUGGCUGCAGCCAUAUUUUAGCUGCGUUAAAGCUGCUUCUACUUCUGAAGAGUAGGAACUACAAGGAACCAUCAGCUGAAAUAUCAUGUACAGAGCUUCCACAGCGAUGGCGGCGACCACGUAGCAGCCCGCUUGCUCCCUUGCCCUUGUCAUUUGUUGACUGGACGAGCGUGCGUCAGGAUGGGCUUGUCGAGCCUAUAAAUACAAGGUUCUAUGACGCAAGGAGAAACUGUGACACAUUCAGGGAUCUGACUGCAAGAAUAAGAACUUUGGGUUCUGAACAGUCAGCAACCUGCCCAUCUGCAUUUAGCAGGCAUCUAGAAAAGUGCCAUAUUGUUGAAGGGACAUCAAAGUUGGUACCGUCACCAGAAGGAAGUCCUUUGCAGUAUCUGCGGCCACUUGUACCACAUGGCUAUCAAGCAUAUGUGUCACCCGAGAUUUUGUGUGUAAACACAACAGUAUCUGCUGUGCCAACACGGCCUGAACUUUUCAAGUCGUCAUGCAAGUGGCAGCCCUCAUCUAUGAGCCAUCCUGCUCAUCAAGCAUCUGUUCUUGAGAAGCUUCGAAUAUCUUGCGAGGAAGCUGUGGCACUGGAACAGAAUACAAGAAACCAGGCCCAAAGUGAUACCUGGAGGCAAGCUCGGCGGCUUCGUGUGACGGCUUCGUCAUUUGGGGUAGUUGUUCAGCGACCCACAUGGACAGAGAAAGGCCUGCACAACUUGGUCUUGGAGAGAGACUUGUCUCGUGUACGGGCAGUCCAAUAUGGUAUUGCAAAUGAACAAGCAGCUGUUUACCGCUACAUCUCAGCUAUGAGAACAAGAGGUCGUGACGUCGAAGCAUUCCAGAGUGGCCUGCUGGUUGACUCCUCAUGUCACUGGUUGGGUGCAUCUCCAGACCGCUUCAUUUUUGACCCAGCAGAAACACAAGUGCAUGGGUUACUUGAAGUGAAGUGCCCAUACAGUUUAAAGGGAAAAUCUCCAGACGAAAUGGGAGACUCACAUUGCAUGAAAAAAGACAGUCACAAUGUUUUUAGGCUAUAUCGUAAUCAUGCUUACUAUUUUCAGAUUCUCGGUCAGAUGGCACUGUCUAGCCUUUCUUGGAUUGACUUUGUGUUGUUCUCUGAAAAAUUUAUCAUUGUUGAAAGAAUAAGAUUUUCAGAAGAAGAUGGGGGCCCGCGUCAGGCCUAAACUGGACAGUUUUUCUUGUCUGUUUUGUUGCCACAUUUUGCUUCCUCACAAGUGCAAACGAAUUAAGCUGAGGUGAGACUGAAAGGUUACAUGGGUAAAUUGCAAUCGGAGGAGUUGAACACGAUUAUGCUUCUUAAGUUAGCCAUAUGGUGGGACUUGUUGAGCUAUGUGUAAACUUGAAAAUAUUUAAACUGUAUUUCAGUUUUCUGUUACUUUUCUUUUUUCACACAUGUACCUUUUUCUUGAAAACUUAGUCACAGAAGUUUCAAAUUCUGAAAAAAGUGUUCUGGUAGUGUACACAUUUAGGAUUACAACUAUGUCGGUACCUAAAGAAAUUCAAGCACAAAAUUUGUUUUUUUUCUUUAUGGUGUGAUUUUUCUUUAUGGUGUGACGACAUACUUUUUACUUAAUUACUAAAAUUCAGGGUGCGUACAGGUCCUCGAAAUUAAAAAGCGUGUUUUCAAGGCCCUUGAGAGUCCUGGAAUUUUUUUCCUUCCUUGAAAAUCCUUGAAUUUCGUGAGCAAUGCACUCUGAUAUCGACAUUGUGACCUCCUUUCUGUGGUAGAUUGGCUUUGAUCCAUAUUUCAGAAACAAUACGCCAGCGCGAGUACACAUGGUUCUGUUUUGCAGAACUGCACGGAAAAAAUAACAGGCUUCACUGCGUCAAACCGCGAAGGGAGCGAGAGACCCGUGCCGUGCUUCAGUGCUGGCUCGGCUGGUAGUGUUUACGCUGCUUUCCUUACUCUAUCGUACGUUUCACUCCUCGCCCGUCAGUCUGCCUUGUUCCACUUUCACUCUUGCACGCGAGGUGAAGCUAAAGAGAGCUAUAGCGGAGCAACUUUACCACCGACGCUCAGUGCCUCUGGAUGGAGGUUUGUUAUAUUAUUUCUGGUAAUAUAAGUGCAAUAAAAUUACUUAUGCUGAAUGUUUUAGAAAUGUUUGAUGAACCAACCCAGCUAAUACUGCAGAAGCCUGAGCAGCUGUUUUGAGUGUUCGUUGUUUUAAUAUUGCGGACUUGUGAAAUGAUCAAGACAACACAUGUUUUACAAAAUUUCAAUAUACAUGUAUUGGUUAUAAUAUAAUGGAUGUGCAGCAAGACUACACUGAAUGGUUUGUAAAUGUACGGUAAACUUGCCCAGCUAAUACUGGAGAAGUCAGAGUAGCUGUUGGGAGCAUUAUUGUGUUUCGUCAAUUUUUUUGGUAUUGUGAACUUGCAAAGUGAUCAAGGCUAGACAUUAUUAACAUCAUUGGGAUAUACAUUUAUUUCUUUUUAUUUUAGUGCAAUAAACCUAUACUGAAUGUUUUGAAUAUUUUUGGUGAACUUUCCCCAGCCUAUACUGGAGAAAUCUCAGCCGCUGUUGUAAGCAUUCAAUUUGUGUUGUCAUCUUGAGAAGUUAUCAAGGCUAGACAUUUUUAUUGUAAUUGUGAUAUAAAUUUAUUUAUUGUAAGUGCAAUAAAAGUAGUCAUUUUUGAAAAUGUUAGAGUAAAGAAAUCCUAGUUUGGAUGCCGCUUUUAGUCCUUGAAAAACCUGUGACAGGUCCUAGAGUAUUCUUGAAUUUUUGCCUUGGAAACCUGUACGAACCCUGAAAAUUGUAUGAGAUAGUCACUAAUAAAAUGCACUCAUCAGUUUCUUAGGAAAAUGUACAAGUGUCCUAUGAGCACAUUGGUCCUUUUUAGGCCCAACUUGGCCCAUAUUUAAUGGUGACUGCAAUAGCACAGGGAGGGCAUCCUUUAUAAAUUGCCUAUGUGCCACAGUCUUCGCCAUGUAAUGCAAGUACAUCAUCCUGGCCUGUCCAGUUACCUGAACAUGUACAUGUAACAGUUUUCUUAACAGCUUGACCAAAGGGACGACGCGCCAAAAUAGUCAUUGCAGGAAGACAUAAAAUUGUUUGAAACAUGAAUAAAACAAUU
Messenger RNA from Dermacentor silvarum, 3369 nucleotides. RefSeq lists its product as uncharacterized. The record is from RefSeq and is a predicted model, not a curated record. Bases 1 to 1458 code for a protein of 485 amino acids. Gene Ontology annotation, molecular function: zinc ion binding. NCBI's taxonomy places the organism in Eukaryota, Metazoa, Arthropoda, Arachnida, Ixodida, Ixodidae. The transcript has 4 exons.